Messenger RNA from Halteromyces radiatus, 1161 nucleotides. RefSeq lists its product as uncharacterized. The record is from RefSeq and is a predicted model, not a curated record. Gene Ontology annotation, biological process: regulation of transcription by RNA polymerase II. The coding region runs from base 67 to 753 and encodes 228 amino acids. Gene Ontology annotation, molecular function: DNA-binding transcription factor activity, RNA polymerase II-specific; RNA polymerase II cis-regulatory region sequence-specific DNA binding. NCBI's taxonomy places the organism in Eukaryota, Fungi, Mucoromycota, Mucoromycetes, Mucorales, Cunninghamellaceae. The transcript has 4 exons.
UAAUACUAUUUUUUUUUAUAUAAUGACAUUUAGCUUCAAGGUAUCUAUGAAAAUUUUUAUCAUCAGAUGCAUCCUCAUUUUAGGACCCUUUUGAACGAGAUGCCUGAUAUUUAUGAUUCCAUCUGGCGUUGGGACUGUGUGUUGUACGACUCGCUUAUUGUUGACCUUUUACCUGAAGUGGACACACCAACAAGUAAUCAUAUGAUGUCUGGACUUCGUCAAUAUACCCGAUCAUUACCUCAAUUUCUGCAACAAUUACUCAAGGAUUAUCCUCAAGCACUUCGACAAAAGAAAUGUGAUGUUGCCAAUAUCUUUGUUGCGAAAAUACGCCGACAACUGACCUUGAACCAAUUCGCUAUUGCGACCGGAAAGAUUUUAGGGCGACCUGAUCUACUUGGAGCCAUGAAAACUGAUUGGGAACAACUAGAUGUUGGUAUUGUCUUGGAUCACGUUCUUUGGGUUUGUGAUUGCAGAAAUAAUGAUAUGAGACAAAUAUUGGAAAAAGAUCUGGUUCGUCUAUUGACAGUUGGUACUACUUUGGAUCAAUGGAUGAAAUGGGAAGAACAAUUGCUUGAUAAAUUUGUUCCUGCUACUCCAAAGAUUCGUGAUAUUCAGGAUAUUGAAAAAUAUUUGGCCAUGGCAAAACAAUUUGUAUUGAAAUGGAAAACAUAUACUGGUUUAAUCAUGCAACAUUUUUAUAUGAAGAAUAUCGGUAGUAUAGGUAAAUGGAAAAAAGAAAAAAGAAAAAGAUAGGCUAACAAGUAUUUGACAUGUUUGACUUUAGAUUCAUUCAAUACACUUCAAUUCUUCUUUGAUGAACUGAUUCUUUACCAUGUGGAAGAACGUAUUGCUCGAAUGAAUGCGGAUGUCAAUCAACGCCUUAGUCCUGAACGUAGUGCCAAGAUCAAUUCAAAUUUCUCUGCAACUAAUAUUAUGCCAACAACAACGACAAGUCAACUUUGAAAAUUGAAUCUUAUCAAAACCCAUCCUUCUUGUUAUAUAGCCCUUUUUUUUUUUUUUUACUCUGACACUUAGUUACUUUCAUUUUGUACAUAACCUUUUGCUUUUCUUAUUCUUUUUAUAUACAUAUAUUCUAUACUUUAGGCUGUACAUACCUUUUUUUCUUAUAUUGAUGCUACCCAUUUGUUAUCCCCUUUCCCC